CAACAUGCAUAUAAGCAGCAGCUCCGGGUCGCGUUCCCCGGGCUCGUACGAGUAGACCACCACACACGCGUCCGAGGUCGAAGAACCUCGACACAUGUACCAGUCGAGAAGGAGUACGGACGACGAAGUCAACAUCCAAGAAGAUACAAUGGCGGCGACGUCGUCCAAGGCAACGGGGCCAUGGAGCAGGCUCUCGGAGGCCGAGGCCGCCGUGAACCGUGCCGUCGCCGGGAGCCACGUGGGGAGGUACUUCAAGCUGGACGCGCGCAAGAGCUCCUUCACCAAGGAGCUCCGCGCCGGCGCCGCCACGUUCCUCACCAUGGCCUACAUCAUCUCCGUGAACGCCGCAAUCCUGACCGACUCCGGCGGUCCGUGCACGGCGCGGGACUGCACCCCCGUGGCCACCGCCACCAACUCGACGACCGCGGACUGCGCAGUCGUCGGGGCUAAGGCUAACCCGGGGUACCAGCAGUGCCUGGCGCGCACCAAGAGCGACCUGAUCGUGGCCACGGCCGUGGCCGCGAUGGCCGGCUCCUUCGCCAUGGGGCUCUUCGCCAACCUCCCGCUGGCGCUGGCCCCCGGCAUGGGCGCCAACGCCUACUUCGCGUACAACAUGGUCGGCUUCCACGGAUCCGGGCCCAUCGGCUACCGCACGGCGCUGGCCGUCGUGAUGCUGGAGGGCCUCGUGUUCUUCGCGCUGUCCGCCGUGGGACUCCGGUCCAGGCUGGCGCGGAUGAUCCCGCGGAACAUCCGCCUGGCCUCGGCGGUCGGCAUCGGCCUGUUCCUGGCCUUCACGGGGCUCCAGGCGCACCAGGGGGUCGGGCUCGUCGGCGCCAGCCCGUCGACGCUGGUCACGCUGGCCGCCUGCUCGGACGUGGACCCGGCCACCGGCGCCUGCCUCGGCGGCACCAUGCGCAGCCCGACGUUCUGGCUGGGCGCCGUCGGCUUCCUGAUCACGGCCACGUGCCUGGGCAGGGACGUGAAGGGGAGCAUGAUCUACGGCAUCCUGUUCGUCACUGUGGUCUCCUGGAUCAGAGGCACCAGCGUGACGGUGUUCCCGGACACGGCGGCGGGCAAUGCCGGCUUCGACUACUUCAGGAAGGUGGUGGACUUCCACGUGAUCCGGAGCACCGCGGGGCAGCUCAGCUUCGGCGGCUUCCGGCACGGCAACGUCUGGCUCGCCCUGCUCACGCUCCUGUACGUGGACGUCCUGGACACGACGGGGACAAUGUACUCCAUGGCAGAGUACGGAGGGUUCGUGAAGGAAGGCGGCGGGUUCGAGGGCGAGUACCGCGCGUUCCUCGUGGACGCCGGGUCGACGGUGCUCAGCGCGGGGCUCGGGAGCUCCACGGUGACCACCUACAUCGAGUCCACCGCGGGGAUCCGGGAGGGCGGGCGGACGGGGCUCACGGCCAUCACCGUGGCCGCCUGCUUCCUGGCGUCCCUCUUCUUCGGCCCGCUGCUGAUGAGCGUGCCCCCGUGGGCCGUGGGCCCGUCGCUGGUGCUGGUAGGCGCCAUGAUGAUGCGCGUCGCCAGGGAGAUCGAGUGGGGCGACAUGAAGGAGGGCGUCCCGGCGUUCGUGACCAUGGCGCUCAUGCCCCUGUCCUUCUCCAUCGCCAACGGCAUCAUCGCCGGGCUGGGAGUCUACGUCGCGCUGCACUGGUACGACUGGGCGCGCCACGGGUACGGCAAGCUGAGGAACGCGCUGGACGAGCGCCGGAACCAGGUGGCCGCCGCCGCCGCCACCGCCACCGCGGGAGAAGUCGGCCCGGCGGCGCAGGGCAUUGUCUGAGCUAGGUCCGAUCCGACGUGUAAGGCCGUAGCAGGUCAUGUUGUUUAUAUAGUAGAUUGAUCCCUACAUUAUUACUAGCUUUUUAGCUUGGUCCUCUGGAUUAGGAGUUUGGGUUGGUGCUGGGCCCUACGUACCCCUGUCUGUGUAUGGUAAUGGAGUGGGAACAGCUGAACGGACGGGGCCUGCUGGGAGAAGAGAAGGAGAAUAGGAGAUUCUUGAGGUGUUUGUACUUUGACC
This is a messenger RNA of Zea mays, 2029 nucleotides long. RefSeq lists its product as uncharacterized. NCBI's taxonomy places the organism in Eukaryota, Viridiplantae, Streptophyta, Magnoliopsida, Poales, Poaceae. Gene Ontology annotation, biological process: guanine transport; adenine transport; transmembrane transport. The record is from RefSeq and is marked provisional. The transcript has a single exon. Gene Ontology annotation, molecular function: purine nucleobase transmembrane transporter activity. Gene Ontology annotation, cellular component: plasma membrane. Bases 95 to 1792 code for a protein of 565 amino acids.